Carassius gibelio (silver crucian carp) is the source of this 5126-nucleotide messenger RNA. RefSeq names its product zinc finger protein 362-like. NCBI's taxonomy places the organism in Eukaryota, Metazoa, Chordata, Actinopteri, Cypriniformes, Cyprinidae. The record is from RefSeq and is a predicted model, not a curated record. Bases 454 to 1620 code for a protein of 388 amino acids. Gene Ontology annotation, molecular function: RNA polymerase II cis-regulatory region sequence-specific DNA binding; DNA-binding transcription repressor activity, RNA polymerase II-specific. Gene Ontology annotation, biological process: central nervous system development; negative regulation of transcription by RNA polymerase II. The transcript is spliced from 7 exons. Gene Ontology annotation, cellular component: nucleus.
CCUCUUCACCUUCAGAAGGUGGGCAACAUGUGAUGUCUAUCCCCAAGCUGCAGCAGGUGCCGGGUCUUCAGGCCCACAACUCCUCUCAGCCCGACAUCGCCCUGCACGCCCGCCCAGCAUCCAGCACCAUUGCAGAAAACUCUCCUUUCACUCGGCAACUGUGAAGUGGAGCAGAACAACCUCCCACCGGUCCUCGUUUUGGAUUCUCUUCCACAGGCAACCCGUUUUGGGCAUGAGGAGGGGCAUUUUUACUGUGUGAUAAAUAUGAGCAGCGUGGCACACCGAUUUAGAUUUAUUGAUCCAUAAAUGGAACUGAAUGUAGGAGAGUGGUUAUUAAAAUGAACACCUUUCAGAAAGGCAUGGAGGAGCAAGGAUGUACAGUAUGUGGAAAGUAAUGUGUUUUUGAACCUUAAACUGCGUAACCACAUUGCAUUACCCCAAAUACACAAAAUAAUGUUCUUCUUAGCAAUGCCAUAUGACCCCUUUAUCUUUUCCCAACCAUAUGAAAGGGAAAUAAUAAUAAUAAUAAUAAUAAUUUCUUACAAAUUGGUACAUAUAUUUUAUAUAUAUAGCAUAAUACAUGCUUGCUUUUAUUUUUACAUGAUUUCAGAGCUGAAUAUAGAUGACAAGUCUACAGUGAAGGCAAAGGGGUUAUGGGAAGAUUGGCACAUGCGACAAGCAUUGGACCAAGCCUCUAGAGUCAACCAUCGCUCAGCAGGUCUCACGCUGUCAUCCCGCACAGAAAGCCACAACACCUCUGAGGCUAUAACUCCCACAACCCCGACAUCUAGCAGCCAGAACCGCUUGGGCGGCGCACCUUCCUUAAACACCAUUUCCGGCCUGGCCAGCGGUCCUGGCAUGGACCAUGUGAAAAGUGGAGGUUUGGUGGGGAUGCUGGGACCACAGCCCAAAGCUCCCCGGGGCCGCAAGAAGAUUAAAGCAGAGAACAACACUGGCCCAUUGUUGGUGAUGCCCUAUCCGCUUCUGGCCUCAGGCCCUGACCAGGCAGUUACCAUCGCCAAAGAGGGAAAAACAUACAGGUGUAAAGUGUGUCCCCUUACUUUCUUAAACAAGUCAGAGAUGCAGAUUCAUUCCAAGUCCCACACAGAGGUCAAACCCCACAAGUGUCCUCACUGUUCGAAGUCAUUCGCCAACGCAUCAUACCUAGCACAGCACUUACGUAUUCACUUAGGCAUUAAACCCUACCACUGCUCCUAUUGUGAGAACUCCUUCCGCCAGUUAUCACAUCUCCAGCAGCACACCAGGAUUCAUACUGGUGACAGACCAUAUAAAUGUGCCCAACCAGGAUGUGAAAAGGCAUUCACACAACUCUCGAACUUACAGUCUCACCAGAGACAACAUAACAAAGACAAGCCAUACAAGUGUCCGAACUGCUACCGUGCAUACACAAACUCGGCCUCCUUACAGAUCCAUCUCUCCGCACAUGCCAUUAAGAACGCUAAAUCGUACUGUUGCAGCAUGUGUGGGCGCGCAUACACCUCAGAGACCUACCUUAUGAAGCACAUGUCCAAACACACCGUGGUGGAGCAUCUGGUCAGCCACCAUUCCCCACAGAGAACAGAAUCUCCCAACAUCCCCAUACGCAUUUCACUUAUUUGAGCUUCCUCCUCCAUGCUAUUCUAUUUAUUACAAGGUAUUUUGUUCACUGCAAUAGUCUUCCGUUAAAGGGGUCCCAUUAUGCUAUUUUACAAAGUCUUGCUUGAUUUUGUUUUGGGGUGUACUAGAACAGGUUCUCACGUUUAGGUUUUUCAAAAAAAAAAAUAUAUAUAUAUAUAUAUAUAUAUAUAUAUAUUUUUCACAUUUACUGUGCAUUAUAACAACACCUCUCUCCCAGUAUGAACAGCUUGAAUAGUUCCUGUAUCAAAUGAAGGCCCACCUUCUGAAAUAGGAAAUGUGUUGUGAUUGGUUAGCUGGGCUAGUGUGUGUUGUGAUUGACAGCACUCAGCGCCCGAUCUGGAAAUGUUAUGCACCUUACCAUAGCCACCAGCGAGCUUCAGUGUAAAUAUUGCGUCAAAAUCAAAUUUAAACCCAGAUGAUUGUAACCACUCUACGUUCGUCUGCCUUGGGAAAGCUAGCUUGUCUCUGACAUCGUGAAAUAACACUCGUUGCCUUCUAUAGUGCAGCUCAACCAAGUCUCGUCAAGGGCUGCACAAUUAAGCAAAUAUCUAAUCGCGAUUAUAAUCAUGGAAGCCACAAUUACGUGAUCGUUCAAAGCGGCAAUUAAUCGUUUAAAGUCCACUUAUGUUAUUCUGCGUGCUUAAGAUGCAUUUUUUUCUUUACAAAUUAUCUUAAGGGUUUUUCAUAUUAUUUAAAUUAUAGUUUUAGUAUAACAAUGUAAUACAAUUCAUAUUUUUACUUUUUUAUAAUUUAAAGAAGAAACAAAUCCGAUGUAUAGGUGACAUUUAAGGCUUAAUACUAUUGAAAAGCACUAAAAUAAAAAUUCAGUUAGAGCCGAUUUUUUUUAUAUAUAAAAAUACAGCAUGCAGUUGCAUCAAACCAUGGUAUGAACAUCAUUCAGUGUAAUUUGUCAUAAUCAUAAUUAAUAAUCGACUAUUAUGAUUUUUAUCAUAAUCGUGCAGCCCUACUCUCAUCCCAUUCGUCGGUAUAUGAGAAAUCACAAAUCCCGGAAAAUAUGCGUUGUAGUCCAAACGAGUCAUUCAUUGGCGUUUUUGAAAAGUGAUUUCUGUUUAAUAAAAUAUCUUCUUUUGAAAUGGACUUUGAGCGUUGUAACUUUGCAGAUCUUGUUUAUCCUCAAACGGAAACAUUACAGACUAACUAAAGUUGAAAAAGUGAAAAAGCAUAAUAGGACCCCUUUAAAAAAAAAAAAAAAAAAAAAAAGGGACAUGCUAAGUGUUGAGACCUCGGAGGACAUUUGAGUCUGAUAUUGUCUUUGCCCCUUUAGCUCUUAGUGAAAUUAAGCCUUACAGGCCACAGACAUUGGUUACAUUCAACUCCAGACACCAGUCUAAAGGAUUUUAAUUGAUUAUUCCAAAAACACAAGAGUGUCACAGUUGUGAUCAUUUUAACAUUUUGUUUCAAAGGUGUGUAAGGGAGACUUCCAAAGAUACUCUUUAAGCACUUUUCAGCCUUGUGGUUUUGGCUCAAAGUCGAAUGAAUCUUUUCAAAAUGGGAGCAACUUCUCGCUUUGGGCAGCUAUGAGAGUUUAAACUUCGUUAUAACAGGAUGUUGUGUUUUAUUUUACUGUGGAUAUGACACUUCUUUCACUUUAAGCUUCUAUUACUCUUUUAGGUCAUGGUGAGAAAUGGAAAGGUUACGUUUUGAGUUCUGUAUGCCUUGACACAGUUGCGGUUAAGUCAGUUUUGUGGAUUUUAUAAGAGCGCUAAUUGGCUCUUAUAUAUCUUGUAUUUUGCUCUGAAAGGUGAAGGAAUUACAAGAAAUCACCCACUAACAAAAAAAGAGUCUCAAAAAGGACACUCUCUAAAAUAGUUACUUGCAUCGUAGAUGUUAAACUUGUUUCAGUUUUUGUGUGCAAUUGCCCUUGCAAUCAUAGUAUUUUAAGGAAAAAGUGUCCUUUGUCUUUUUUUUAUUUUUAUAAAUGGCAUAAUUGCAUGAUGACAGUGUCCAUUAAAUGGAUGUUUGUCAUGAUGUUACAGAAGAAGUGUCACACAGGUUCAGUGUUGUUAACUGAAUCACACAUUUAGGGUGUAACGUGACCUCUGAACUCUGUUAAGUGUUAAUGCCCUCUAUUCUUCCCAACAUAAUCAAUGCAAAAGCACCUUUAGACAUUAAGUUACCACGAUGGAAAUUGUUCGUUUUUUUUUGUAAUUAUAUAAUGUUUUUGAUUAUGAUGCAAUCUAUAAGCAGUGGCCUAUUUUGAAAUGUUUUUAUUUGUCAAAUUAGAAUCUUGUAUACCAAAAUAUCAGUAAUCAUGUUUUAUGAAAACCAAGUGAAAAAAGCUCAUUUUGAAUGUAGUUGUGUUCAUUUCCACCGGUGCUUUUCUAUUACGUUUGUCCAAAAUUUAUAAUUCUGUAAAUCUGGUAUGUUUAACAGUUUUUUUUUUUUUUAAUACAGUGUAUAUAUAUAUAUAUAUAUAUAUAUAUAUAUAUAUAUAUAUAUAUAUAUAUAUAUAUAUAUAUAUAUAUGUAUUUGCUCUGACAGCAAACCAGCAUACAAGCUGAUAAACAUUUUUAACAGUAGUUGGCUGCAGUAUAAAAUGUUCUUACUGAGUUAAAGCACAUGUGGUCUAUCGAAUCGUUCUAGCCAACAGGCCACAACACUGCAGCUCUACAACAUACAUUUAUUUUUGUGGUCAUUUAUACCAGUCAUUUGUUAAGCUUAUUUCUUUAUUUUAUUUUUAUUUUAUUCAUAUUUAGGAAACUUUUUUUUUUGUCUAUAUGUUUGCAAAGGACCAAGCUUUUGCUCCCAAAUUUCCCCAGAAUAUAUAUAAUUGUAAUUAUAUAUACAGUUUAGGUGAUUUGUUAUGCAGUAAUGGUUUACUGGUUCAAAACUGAAUUUCACAAAAUUCAGAUCACAGCAAUUUGAUGAGGAUCUACUUCUUGGUGCUUUCUACAAAACCUCAGCUCAUUGCCGGGAAUAGAUUGUUACAUUACAGUAUAAUCUUGGCUUGUUCAUUCCUCAAAUCCACUUUAAAUCAGUAAGAUCUGUACAUUUACUAUAAAAUAUAUAGUGUAUUCAUCAUUAAUAGUGCUAAUUGCAAGGUUUAGAUAUUUUGUUCAUUUUUGUAUCUGUUUAGUACAUUUCAACUUAUUGAUAUUUGUUUUUCUGUAAGUACUGAUCAUUGUUUUUAUAGGUAUCCUUGUCAUUUUUAUGUGUAUGCCUUAAUUUUAUCAUCGCUGAAAGACUGUUUUCUUUCUUUCUCCCUUCAUGUCAGUGUUAUCAGUAUUUGGUUUUCUUAAGCCUUUUUUCUGCAUGGAACACUCGUUAUUAAUUAACUGUUAACAUGUAUUACGUAAGACAUUGCUAUGUAUGUUUUGAAAUAAUUCACGUUUUCCUUCGUCUUGCAUUGUGGUUCCAUAUAAUGAUUUUGGUUAAUAUGCACAGACCAGACUGAUAGGUGAAUUAAGAAAAUCUCAAUGUCAAGAACACUUUGUAUUUCUAUCUUGUUUACUAAAUUCAGACUGUUA